Alternaria atra is the source of this 1686-nucleotide messenger RNA. RefSeq lists its product as uncharacterized. The record is from RefSeq and is a predicted model, not a curated record. Gene Ontology annotation, biological process: multivesicular body membrane disassembly; macroautophagy; piecemeal microautophagy of the nucleus. The transcript is spliced from 2 exons. Bases 1 to 1686 code for a protein of 561 amino acids. Gene Ontology annotation, molecular function: glycerophospholipase activity. NCBI's taxonomy places the organism in Eukaryota, Fungi, Ascomycota, Dothideomycetes, Pleosporales, Pleosporaceae.
AUGCCAUCAAACAAAUCGACUCUUAAUCAUCGGAGCCGGCCCUCCAACACUACAUUCGCCUUCGGCAUCCUCGCGCAGGUCGCGUUACUCGCCUGCAUCUUCUGGACUUACACUAUCUAUGGCAAACUCCGUGAACCAACCAUUUUAGCGGAAGCAUCAGCUAAGACAACAUCGAGACCAAGCGGCUUCACCUUGCGACAUCUUUUGGAUCAUGGUGCUGGCCAACCUGGACCACGAGCACGAAGGUUGGAUGUGACUCCAGAGCGAUUUGCGGUUGCUGGCGUCGAUUCCCACAUCGGGCCCUUUAUCAUCAAGACAGCACCGGUCAAGAUAGAAAGACCUGCGUUGCAUGGCUACGAUGCACAGAUCCCCAUGUCGCCCAUGUGGAUCGCCGAAGAUGUACCGGGUCCGGAUGUUACGGAUAAGAACACGGUAAUCAGCUUCGCGAACAUGUCCGAGGAUGCUUACAAGGUCGGCCGUGAUGACUCUGGAUGGAUGGACGUCGAUGGACGUUACAACUCAUCAGUUCCUUUCGGUUGGGAUGACAGUGGCAUCCGAGGUCAUGUGUUCAGCGAUGACAUGAACUCUACCAUUAUCCUGGCGGUGAAGGGAACGACUGUAGCCAUGUUCGAGGGCGAUGGAACCUCUGUGCACGACAAAGAAAAUGACAACUUGUACGGCUCUUGCUGUUGUGGUCAAGGUGGCACAUAUCUUUGGCGAAAAGUGUGCGACUGUCAGACUGGUACCUACACUUGUGACGAGCAAUGCGUCAAAGACGAGUUACGGAAGCCGAACAGGUACUAUGCUGCAACUGUCGAGCUGUAUCAAGAAGUUCUCAAGCUCUAUCCGAAUGCAAACAUUAUGACGACAGGACAUAGUUUGGGAGGCGUCCUGGCAUCUUUGAUCGGCUUGCAGCACGGUAUUCCUUCGGUAACGUUCGAAGCCUACCCGCAAGCCUUGGCAGCUAAACGUUUGGGUCUACCAGCUGCUGGUGACGUCGCUCCACUCAGGAAGAAUACAGGCGGCUUUCACUUCGGACAUACCGCUGACCCGGUAUACAUGGGAACCUGCAAUGGCGCAACAAGCUUUUGCUCUAUUGGCGGGUACGCCUUCGAGACCCUCUGCCAUACCGGAAAGAGAUGUGCAUAUGAUGUGGUGAAGGAUUGGGGAUGGAGACAAAACACACAAACCCAUAGCCUAAGGUACGCUAUUGAUAAUGUGUACAUGAAGUACAAUGAGGCAGCAACAUGUCAAGAAGAGGACGUUGGGUGCGUCGACUGCUAUCUAUGGAAGUUUGAGAACGGCACGCACACCACACCGACGACUAGCUCAACAACUGCAACAAGUACUACAUCAUCAAGGACGCGGACUGAGACGUGUAAGACGCCUGGGUGGUGGGGAUGCCGUGACGAGACUACCACGAUGGUAUCGACCACAUCCUCCAGCACAUCAAGCUCACCAACCAGUACAAGUACAAGUACCUGUCAAACUCCCGGAUGGUUUGGUUGCAAAGACAAAACUACAGCUACUAUAACUACUACUACGUCGAUUGAGCCAACAACUUCUUGUACCUCGAAGGGCUGGUUCGGUAAGUGUCACGAUGAUGUGCCUGCGACGACCACACCAGCCAUGCAAGGCCAUGCCUACUGGCGGGCAGCAGCGACCGCAACACAGACGGCACCAUAG